Messenger RNA from Camellia sinensis, 2100 nucleotides. RefSeq names its product pectinesterase 3. NCBI's taxonomy places the organism in Eukaryota, Viridiplantae, Streptophyta, Magnoliopsida, Ericales, Theaceae. Gene Ontology annotation, molecular function: enzyme inhibitor activity; pectinesterase activity. The record is from RefSeq and is a predicted model, not a curated record. Gene Ontology annotation, biological process: cell wall modification.
UCUUCUUUGUUUUCUACCUCACUCCAGACAACAAUACACGCCUCAAUAACUGUCACUACCUUCCUCACAAAACCCCCAAUAUAUAUACCACCCCCACAUUCCUCACAACAACACGAACUCAAACAACAAAAAAAAACAUAAAACGCCAUUGACAAAAAACUUCCAAGCUCAAGAACUCUAUUCCUAUGGAUAAUAUCAAGUCCUUCAAAGGCUACGGCAAGGUUGACCCGGUCGAAGAACGAGCAUUCAAGCGAAAAACCCGAAAACGUAUCGUCAUCGUCAUCAUAUCCUCCAUCGUACUGGUGGCUGUCAUCAUUGGAUCGGUGGUUGGAACUGUAAUUCACAACCGCAACAACGAUAACUCCGGCAAUACUCCGUCCUCUUCUACCUCCCCCGCCGCCUCUCUCAAAGCGGUCUGUAGCGUAACCCAGUACCCAGAUUCGUGUUUCUCUAGCAUUAACGCUCUCGAAGCCUCCAAUUCUACCACAGACCCGAAAGAGCUCUUCAAGCUCUCGUUGAAAGUGGUCUUCGACGAGCUCUCGAAGAUCGCUUCGUUUCCCGAUACUCUGAUUUCGCAAAUCAAUGAUACCCAAGUCCAAUCGGCAUUGGAGGUUUGCAAAACUGUGAUCGAAGAUGCUGUGUAUCGACUCAACGAUUCGAUCUCUUCCAUGGAUGCGAACCCAGGAGAGAAGAUUUUAACAAUUCCAAACAUCGACGGGUUGAAGACGUGGCUGAGCGCAGCCAUUACCGAUCAGGAGACCUGUUUCGAUGCUCUGAUGGAAGCGAAUUCGAGUUUGAUCGAUGAAGUGAGAUUGACAAUGAAGAACUCAACAGAGUUCGCUAGCAAUAGUUUAGCCAUUGUUGCUGAAGUAAUGGCAAUAAUGGUCGAUGUGAAUGUUCCAAUUCAUAGAAAGCUUUUGGGGGUUUCGGAUUCUGGGUUUCCGGAAUGGGUUGGGGCGGCGGAGAGGCGGCUGCUUCAGGCGGCGACGGUGAAGGCAAAUUUGGUGGUGGCGCAGGAUGGAAGCGGAAACUAUAGGACGAUCGGAGAAGCGGUGGCGAUGGUGCCGAAGAAGAGUAAGAGUAGGUUUGUGAUAUAUGUGAAGGCUGGAACGUAUGUUGAGAAUGUGAAUUUAGAUAAGAAUACUUGGAAUGUUAUGAUGUAUGGUGAUGGAAUGAAUCAGACCAUUGUUUCCGGCAGCCUCAAUGUCGUAGACGGCACUGCUACCUUCCUUUCAGCCACCUUCGCUGUUUCAGGCAUGGGCUUCAUUGCAAAAAAUAUGGGGUUUUGGAACACCGCCGGAGCAAUAAAGCAACAAGCUGUAGCGGUCCAGUCUUCGUCCGACUUAUCCGUGUUCUACCAAUGCACUUUCAAUGCUUACCAAGACACCCUUUACCCCCACGCCAACCGCCAAUUCUACAGCAAUUGCGACAUCAUCGGCACUAUUGACUUCAUAUUCGGCAACGCCGCGGUUGUCUUCCAAAAUUGCAACAUCCAACCCCGACAGCCCUUAACCAACCAGUUCGACACCAUCACGGCCCAAGGAAAGACUGACAAGAAUCAAAACACUGGGAUCUCUAUUCAAAAAUGUUUCGUGUCGUCUUUUGAUAACCUUACAGCCGCAACUUACCUAGGUAGACCUUGGAAGAACUACUCCACUACAGUUGUCAUGGAGACCAACAUUGGUUCAUUUUUGAACCCAUUGGGUUGGGUUCCAUGGAAUGGUCCCGCUGACCCGCCUAGCACCAUAUUCUAUGCUGAGUACCAAAAUACUGGACCAGGGUCUAAUGUGACUAACAGGGUUAAAUGGACUGGAUACAGAUCCAAUAUUACAAAGUCUCAAGCCUCCAAAUUCACAGUUAAAUCUUUCAUCGAUGGUGACGUUUGGUUACCAACAACAAAUGUGGUGUUUGAUUUAACCUUGUGAUUAGGAAAUUGGUUUUGUUACCUGAAAGGUUUGCAAUUUGUUUCAAUAUAGAAAUUGGUGGAACAUAGAAUUUGUAUUGUGUUUUUUGUUUUUUUACUGUCCUUUGUUCUAACUGUUCCUUUUAAGUUGUAACAUUCUAUUCUUUUGCUUAUACUUGUAUUCCCAUGAAAGUUAA